GUGUGGCCGUUAAGGGGUGGGGGGGGGGGCUUUGUCACUCCCCCCCCAAGGCAGCACAGCAUUCCAAAGUGUUAACAGCUCUUGUCUGAGCUGCUCUCUAUUUUAACUCUCCCAGCCCUCUGCACAGAGAGAGGCUCAAGCCGUGUGCCAGCCCAGAGCCUGGGGUACAGACCCGAGUACAGCCAGAGUACAGCUGGGUCACCAAGAGACCCCCCACGAUUAGAAAUGGCACGCCAGCACUGAGGACGCCUGCACGCAGACGGAGAAACACACAGGGGCAGGCGAGACGGGGCAGUGAUGGUGGUCGAGGAGGCGGUGAUCACUUUGUCCGGGGGAGCGCCGUGGGGCUUUCGGCUGCAGGGGGGCGCCGAUCACAGGAAGCCGCUCCUGGUGGCCAAGGUGAGGAAGCGCAGCAAGGCCUGCCGGGCGGGUCUGUGUGAGGGGGAUGAGCUGCUAUCAAUCAACGAGAAGCCCUGUGGAGGGCUGUCACAUGCCCAGGCCAUGAACCUGAUUGACAGCUGUCCAGGAGUGCUACACAUCCGGGUCAAGAGGGCGCCGACCGGCUUCCAGUCCGUGGUUCUGGUGCCCAGGGCCCCCUCUCCCCGGAUCGACAAGGAGUACCGGGCUGCCCUGCGCGCCCUGUCGCCCCCGCAGCCCACAGGGCCGGAGGUCACCCGCGCCAGACUCAUGUCCCCCACGCUCCGCGGCCCCGAGGCGCUGCCGGAGGAGUGCGCCCACCGGGACUGCCUGACCUCCCCGCCCGACAGCGAGGCCUACUACGGCGAGACCGACAGCGACGCGGACACUGCGCAUGAGAAGCAGCGCCGCCAGAAGCGCCGCAGCCCCAGCUCCUCGCCGGGGAAGGCGUCUGGCAAGGCGUCGCCGGCGGAGACCUCGGAGAUGAGUGGCUACGACAGCGCCCCCGACACACAGGCCUGCCCCCAGCCGCCCACCCCCGGCCCAGGGCACAGCCCACCGGCGAAGCCCCAGGUGACUUCCGCCGCGCCCCAGCCUGCGGUGGCCAGGAAAGAGGUGGCUUACCAGCCCCGGCGCGUGGAAACCAGCUUCUGUGUGUGGCAGCCCCCUGGGGAGACGCCACCCCACGCCGGGAACUCCGCAGAGAAUUCCUCCGCCAGCACGGACGACCAGAGCCCCCGGGAUGGGCAGGGAGCUGUGGAGGUGGACAGCGGCUUCCAGGAGCCACCCAACCCCCUGCCACCGCUGGUGUCUCCUGAGCGCGCCCGAGGGGUGUCCCUCCUCCUGUCGGGCAGCAGGCAGCUGGUGCCAAUGGUGGGGCCAGUGGACAACCCUGUGGACGAAGAGCUGACCGUCACAUACAUGGACAAGGCCAAGCAAGCCAAGCUGCAUCGCAGCGAGAGUGUGCAGGAGAAGCAGGUGAAGGAAGCUCGUACCAAGUGCCGCACCAUCGCCUCCCUGCUGACCGACGCGCCCAACCCCCACUCCAAGGGCGUCCUGAUGUUCAAGAAGCGGCGCCAGCGCGCCAAGAAGUACACGCUGAUCAGCUACGGCAGUGUGGAGGAGGACCAGCUCCGGGCAGACAUGGAGGGCGAUGAAGAUGAGGAGGACGGGGUCCUCCCCACCAGCGAGUCUGAGUUUGACGAAGAUGGCUUUGCUGCGGCUGCCGAUGCUGACACGACCUGGGACAGUGACUACCUGGACAUCCUGGAAAAAAAGGACCCUGCUUCCCAGAGAUCCUCCAGCCCUGGGGCUCCGGAAAGCCCGGGCCUGCCUGGUUCUGCGGGGAGAGGUGCCCAGCUCUUUGAGCAGCAAAGAAAGAGGGCAGAGGAGCACACUGUGACAGGCAGUGUGCCAGAGGUGGCGCAGAUGCCACGGGAAGCAGGCACUCCUAACACACAGCCGUCCACUCCCAUAACCCCCCCUAGCUACAGCGUGAUGAAUGGAGACAUCAGUCCCAAGAGCAGAAGUGCUGAGCUGAUGUCACCCCCUCAUCUGGCACCUAUGCCAGUCAGACAGCCAGUGGUUGUGACCUCUCCUCAGCUGCCUGACCUGCCCUCCAGCUCAGUGCUGAACAGAACUGCCCGACCCUUCACGCCCGGGUUUGUCAGCUCCCGGGCUGCCACAGCACCUGUCAUCUUCCGGCCCACCUCUGCAAGGAAGACGCCUUCUCAACCUCCCUCUUCUCAACCUAUGGCCUCUGUGCCUGCCCCCUUCUCUGCUCCUCCUGCCUCUGCUCCCAAGCUGGCCAUCUCCACGGCGUCCCUGUACAUCCCAGCUCGAUCGGCCUCUGCGGUGGCCCCUCUGUCUGUCCUCUCACCACCCCCUCCGUUCUCGCCCCCUCCAGCGCCGGCUGCGCCCCUCCCCUCCAGCUUGCAGCCCCCGGCAGCUGCCCCUCCUGUUGCCGGCCCCAUUGCCCCACCGGCCUACUCUGCCCCUUCUUCCACAGAAGCUUUGGUGUCCCGUGAGCAGAGGAUCUCCGUGCCGGCGGCCCGUACCGGUAUCCUGCAGGAGGCCCGGAGACGCAGCACCAAGAAGCCCAUGUUCAGCCGCCCCGAGGAGAAAAAGGGCAGCUCCCCCAACCCAGAGCUGCUGUCCCUGGUGCAGAACCUGGACGAGAGGCCCAAAGGGGUAACAGAAGCAGGGUUUGAGUCCGGCCCUGAGGAGGACUUCCUCAACCUUGGAGCAGAGGCCUGCAACUUCAUGCAGGCACAGAAGCACAAAGUACCGCCACCUGUGGCCCCCAAGCCACGUAUUCACGUGCCCGAGAUACCCCAGCUGGGAGGUAAGGGGGCAGAGCUCUUUGCACGCAGGCAGAGCCGCAUGGACCGGUUUGUGGUGGACACCUCCCCUCAGCAGACCUCACAGCCAGCCUCCCCAGCCAGGCCUCGCCUGCCCUCUCCAACUCCCUCCCUGCCAUCACACUGGAAGUACUCCUCCAACAUCCGAGCACCUCCUCCCAUCGGCUACAACCCCUUGCUCUCUCCUUCCUGCCCCCCCGGAGCCCAGCGGAGCACCAAGGCCGCUGAGGCCCCCAAAACGGGCACAUGGAGCGGCAGAAAGACCUCGCAGAAGGAGGGGAUCAAAGCCAUCGAUUUCAUCAGGAGACAGCCAUACCAGUUAAACCCAGCCAUGUUCAGCUUCGGGAGCAGCGGUUCGUCGGUGGCACAGCAGUCGCGCCCCCUGAUGGGCAGCUCCCUGACGCAGCCAAGGCAGAUCCCCGUAAAAGCCGCACGCGUGUACGAGAUCAAGCGCUUCUCGACCCCGACACCUAUGUCCGUCCCCACAUCGCUAACGCCCACUGUGAUCGCGCCGCGUGCUGCCACCACCCUGGGAGAGCCUCUGUUUCGCUCCAACAUCUGCUCUCCCCCCCCCACCACCACCGCUCCUCCCCCAGCCUCUGCUCCUGCCCCCGCUGGCACCCCUGUCCAGGAGGCCAAGCAGUACCAGACCACGCCCGAGCUCAGUCCCCUAGGCCCCUCUCGACCCUCUGUUCUCAGCAGCGCAGCCACCAUUCAGGUGCCCAAACCACGCUUCCAGGCCUCCAAGAUCGGGAUUCAGUCCAACGUGUGGAGACCCGGCGCCCUGCGCUACUGAAGAUGCCUGCACAUGCAGUCCUGUAGCAGUGUUUUCCCAUCCCAGCCCAGUGCGCUUUCUAGAGUUUCAAUACCAAGUGUGUGAUUCCCACAAUCCACUGAGACAUCAGACCAUCAGCUGCCUGCUGGUGUUGUGAGCUGUACCUGUCGACGCUUGUCAUCUUGAGCAUGUUAGUGAUACAGAAGUAUUACUGUGAAGAAUAAGAAUAAGAAUUUGCUUGACACACACUCCAAUCCACAAUUAGGUGCAGGGGGGGUGACAGUAAUUCUGAAUGGGAGAGAUUUAAAUGUACGGACUCUGCACUGUGAUGGGAUACUCUGCUACGGAGACAUUUUGAGCUCCUCUUGAUUUUCCCUGGGGCUGUGUUCUGAGUUGAAUUUCUGGACAUUUCUAAAUCACAAACCGCUGUAUUCACGUUUUUGUAUUGUAUCUCUUCCAGUGGUGUUCUGAGGUUUUGAUUUCAGGAUCAUUUGUGCAUUUGAGCAGUUAUAAAUAAUAUAUUUAAAUUGCUGUUCAUUAGAUGUAAGAAAGGAUUCAGACUUGAAGAGCUGGUGUUUUGGAAGAUCAGUUUACAAAACCCCACAAUCACCAUAUUCAUAAGUGUUUAAGGAUGUCUUGCGGCCUCAUUGUUUUACUGUAGAGUAUUUCCAAAAAAAACAACAAAGAAUUUGGAUUAAGGUAAUACUUUUCAGACACCACAAUUACACAGCCUUUUGCUGUAUGGUAGUUCAAAACGAUUUCACACAAUUCCUUUCAUGUGUAGCAUCUAAAUUCUCUAAAGAAAAAAGAAGCAGUUACACAGGGAGAAUAAAAAAGAUGACAUAAAGCUCCAUACCAUAAUAACAACCAGCAAUUGUUAUUGUUGUCGGUCAAUAAAAUUCAGAGUAUUAAAGUUUGUAUUCAGUUUAGAUUUGAAAGUCCUAAUGGUGGCUUUUGGGCUGUUCCAUGGCUGGUGGUGAACAACAGAACGAAGGGCUGCCAAUUGAGUCUGGCACCUUGAAGGGAUGAGCCCUGUUUUCAAUCAUGACGUGUAAAGGAGAGAGAACAAAGUGGAAACUAGCUCAAUGUGGCAGCAUUGAUUAUGCUGCAAUGAGGAGCAAUGAGGUAGAAUAGAGUACUAGAUAUUUGCAAUCACAGGAGAGAAAACAGUGGGUCUUUAUGUACUGUUUUGAAGACUGAGAUACAGUAGGUUGUCAGAAAGGAUUAUAGUUUUCAUUCACCAGCGAGAGACAACACAAUCCUAAACAAGUCAGAGAGAGAAAAACAUCAUUGCUGUCUUGCCUUCCUAGAGCAGAUGCCUCCUCACUCUUCAAGUAAACACACGUUGUUAUGUGACAGUGCCGAAAACCCCAUUGUGAAGCUCUCACUAAGGCCCCUUAGCUUUGAUUGAGUGUUUGAGACUGCAAGUCAUUACAGAGCUGUUCUGCAGCACCUUUAGCUGAUGUGAAUGUGUGAUACUGUCCUUCUGUAGUCUCUUGAUACCUUCUGACUUACUCGUUGCCUUUACUGUGAAGAUUUCAAGGCAUGUGGAGGGAUUUUCUGUCAUUUUUUUCUGCUUUUAGGUCUCUUCGACUUGCCCGUCAAAGCCAAAAUGAAACAUCAUAACUUCCUUCUCGUGUUCUGAUCGGUUUAUGUAUUCUGUAUUGUGUCUGUAGUUUGUCUAGAAGUGGAAGAAUUAUCUUAAAUUAUUUUGAAAUUGGCAGAUGUCUCUUUACAAACAUGUCUCGGAACACAUCUUAUAAAGAAGAGGUGGCAGGGGUUGUUGUUGUCGUGCUUCACCUCUGACCCCAGCAAUCCAGACACAAGCAAGGGGCAGACGUUUGGACACAGACCUCUUUGCAUGUCAGCGGAUCAUUUUAAAAUUAUCCAUAAGCAAAGCAAGGUAAACCAAUAAGGAAACAGUAAGUCAUUAAUUAUAUUAGUAUGCUGUCACUAUGCAGGCUAUCUAAGGGUUCUGGCUAAAACUAAUUUAUGAAAAAGCAUCUUAAAGAACCUGUUGUAUUGUUUGAAUAGUUAGCUUUGCGAGACAUCCUUAAGAAUUCUGUUCUUACCAGUUUAUGCCUUAAGCGUAGAAAGCUUUUGCUAAAAAAAGCUUGCAGAUGACAUUUUACUGAGCAAAAAGCACUCCAUUCAACACACCAACGUGUCUUCUCACUGGGAUUCAGGGUGCCUUUUCAGACAGCCAGACACAUGAGCAGACAGUCACAAAACACACCUGGCAGACUAUUCAUGUAAGAAGCGAAGCGACAGAAGAGCACCAUGAGGGUGUUUAAACUAGUACUGUAUAAGGAUUCCGACACCCAAGAGGAUUCGGUGAGUUUCCUGCACUGAUAGCAAAAAGGCUGCAAUGAGCAAAACGCUUCCUGAGAGAGUGAAAGCGAAGGGAUUUUGAGGCUGUGCAUGUGGUAUCACUGAUGCGAGCGGGGGUGAUUGGUAUACAGUCAGAGGGAUUAUGGGAUAGUGUGAAAAUUCACACUGUGGAGGAAUGACACCCGGUCAUGAGCAGCAUGGGCGUGCACAAGAGCAGUGCAUGUCUUCAGGCACGUGCAUCACUGCUGCCUGCGUGAUGGCUGCAUUCCUCAGCUAGAGGACUCUGCCCAGUGUAGAUGAUGUCUGCAUGUGUACUCAUGGUCCCGUUUGUACAUGUCCCAAAUUAGAGUGCACCAGGUCACAGGUUUUGAGUUAACUGUUUUUUCAUUGUCUGGGGUGUUGAAGGAGGCUGUCUGUCAGAGGGUGCCAGCCUGGCUAUUGCAUUCCUUCAGUACAGUCGCUGGCCAUCCCUGGACAGCUGUGAGAGAGUCUGCCUGAGCCCUCACUCCGGCUGUGAACACCCCCAGAGAGCCAGGGCUCUGUCAGCUAUUGCAGGUAGUUAGAAAGUGUGAGCGGUGCUCCGUGUACAGGAAGAGGCCGUGCAAGACUCUCGUUCUCCCAGCCUCUUCUGCCACGUGCAGUCUGUUCCUGUGUGCAUGGGUUGAAAUGCCUCUGGGGGAAACAUGUUCUAUUAAAUUUACAUAGUGACUUUGCAUCUUUCCCAUAGUUUGUACAAGUUUGCCUUGUUUUCAUUGCAUAUUCCUACACUUGCAUCAGGUCAUCAUUGGGCUUCACUGCAUUAGAUUUUGAUAACUGCAUUGUUUGCCUGGGUAAAUAUGUAUGGGAACUGUGCAACAAAACUCUAAGACAUUUUAUUAUGUUACAAUGAUGUAUUUAAAUUAGGAGUCCAGUGUAGCAGAGACCAUUGGAAGCAUUGUAAAGCACAGUGACCCAAGAUAAAGAAAUGUAAGGUUUUGAGGAAAACCCUAGCUCAAGUGCAUUUACUAGUCAUUUUUCUCUCUAGUUAAAGAAACUGACGUGAUGAGCUACCCAGGCACACUGCAGCGCAUCAAGCCUCUUUCUUUGUAGCAGUCAUGGGUGGCUGUGUUUGUGAUGAUGUAACUUUUGACUGAAAACAGUGGACUGGCGUUGGCCUUGGAACCAGUGACUGUUCAAUUCAGUAAGGAUGCUGAGUAUGUAUUUUUUAUUUUUAAUUGUGGAAUUGAGUUAUAUACGCAUGGCAGUGAGGCACUGGCACUGUAAUUUAUUAAGAGGUGAAAGACACAGAGGGUGAGCUGUGGCAUUGUGGGAGAGACCAAGGGGACACAUUUUCUAGGCAGCAGAAAAGCACGAGAGGAUGAGGAAGAUGAAGAAAAUGAGAAGGCCGCCUGACCUUUCGUGGUGGUGAGGUAGCAGAUAUUGGGGAAAAAAAUCCCAAUCCCAUUAUGGAGUAAGUUUUGUCCAUUGCAGGUUUUACCUGUCACAGGUGCACAUCCACACUCUACAGCUAGAUCAGAGACAGUAAGAUGUUUAAGAGCAGUUCAGCUUUACACAUGAGAAUUGAGUAGUAGACUGAGAUAUCCAGCAAGUCUUUUGGACACUAUAAUAAUUCCUGUCGGGGAGUUCCUUUGAGUGCCUCCUGUAGAUUGUAGAGAAUUCCUCCCCAGCCACCCCUUAGAGACAUGAAGUAAGUGACUUGAAAGAUGAGGCUAUGAGGCCUCGUGACAGUGGACUCAGGCAGAGGUUAGAUCGGAAGACACAGGAACUUGGCUGCCAUGCUGCUGUACUGUAAACGAGGAAGUUGUGGGAGUUCGAAGCAGGGUUACUGGUGCUGUUUUGUCAUUUUAAGGACAAUGGCUAGCUCGCAAACUUUAAGCCUUUUCUUUCUCUCCGGCGUGUUGUCUUUGUGCUUCCCGUUUCCUUGCGUGGUGUAGAAACUGGCUUUAGGGAAGACGCUUCGUAAUAAAUCCGCCAGCACUCAGUGCGUUCCUCCAGUUGUGAGAGUUGCCGAGGGAUUCGAGAUGAAGGAGGGGAGGGGAUGGGAGGGAGGUUUAUGGUGAGUGAAAACAGAGGAAUAAAAACAGACUUGGAACCCA
Molecule: messenger RNA, 7979 nt
Organism: Lepisosteus oculatus (spotted gar)
Lineage: Eukaryota; Metazoa; Chordata; Actinopteri; Semionotiformes; Lepisosteidae
Product: synaptopodin 2-like protein
Biological process (GO): positive regulation of actin filament bundle assembly
Cellular component (GO): actin cytoskeleton; Z disc; nucleus
Molecular function (GO): actin binding
Source: RefSeq, a predicted model, not a curated record